AUGCGGGGAGCAGACCCGAACAAGUGCCGUCGACUUCUUUUUCACAUCGGCACUCCACAUCCAACUUCAUUGCCGGUCCUGUUAAACAUUCGACCUAUUGUUUGCUUGAAAGGCUACCAUGUUCUCCAAAUUCUCCUUCUUCCAUUUGCAAUCUGUGGGCCUCGCAUACCUGUACAAUCCACCUUGACCAUGGCUUCCAACCUGCACAGAGACCCUCCUUUCAGAGCAGAGCACCUAGGCUCUCUUCUACGGCCUGAUAAUCUCCUUCAGACACGCGCAGACUUGGACAAUGGCAAGACUCAGCAGGAGCAGUUGACGAAUAUCGAAGACACGUCCGUGAAGGACGUUGUUGAUACCCAGGUCAAGUUGGGCUUCCAUCCCAUCUCAGAUGGCGAAUAUAGACGCCAUAUGUUCUGGGGCACCUUCUUCCCGGGCCUGGAAGGCUUCAAGGAGAUCAAGAACCCCGACGUCGACAUUUUCCGAAUGUACAUGCCCGACAUUGCAGCCUUCACAGAGUCGGGACACAAGCCAGGAGAAAGUGUCAUUUGCACUGGCAAGAUCAAGCACGUUGGAAGUACCUACGUCGAUCAAUGGGAUUAUUUGAAGAGCAUUGUGCCAAAAGAGCGAGUACACGAGUGUAAGAUCACUUUGGCGGCACCGGAAUGGUACCACAUGCGGUACAAGGAAGGAAGGGCGUACCCCAAAGACGUCUACCCAAGUGACAAGGAGUACUUUGCGGACAUUGCAAAGGCAUACCAAACCGAGCUACAGAUUCUCUACGACAAUGGCUUGAGGAACGUUCAAAUCGAUGACCCCAAUCUUGCCUACUUCUGCUCCGAAAAAAUGCUCGAAGGCUGGAAGAAAGACCCUUUAAACACCAAAACGACAGACCAAACCCUCGACGAGUACAUUGACUUCUACAAUGACUGCAUCUCCAAACGCCCCGCAGAUAUGCAUGUGGGAGUGCAUAUUUGUCGCGGUAACUUUGUCAACAGCCGUCACUUCUCGGAAGGCGGCUACGACCGCGUUGCAAAGAAGCUAUUUCAGGACAUGCACGUGAAUACAUACUAUCUCGAAUACGACACACCAAGAGCAGGGGGCUUUGAGCCGUUGAAGAGUCUGCCGAAGAACAAGAACGUGAUACUUGGUGUCAUCACUAGCAAAUUCCCGGAGAUGGAGGACAUGGAGGAGAUGAAGAAGAGAGUGUAUGAGGCUGCUGACUUCGUGGCGGAGGGCAACAAUCAGACUCGACAAGAAGCAUUGCAGAGAUUGGGUGUGAGCCCGCAGUGUGGGUUUGCCAGUCACUCGGCAGGGAAUUCAGUCAAGAAGCAUGACAUGGUCAAUAAGUUGACGCUGGUGAGAGAGCUGGCGGAUAGUAUCUGGCCUGGGGAGCCGUGA
Letharia columbiana is the source of this 1398-nucleotide messenger RNA. RefSeq lists its product as uncharacterized. Gene Ontology annotation, molecular function: 5-methyltetrahydropteroyltriglutamate-homocysteine S-methyltransferase activity; zinc ion binding. The record is from RefSeq and is a predicted model, not a curated record. NCBI's taxonomy places the organism in Eukaryota, Fungi, Ascomycota, Lecanoromycetes, Lecanorales, Parmeliaceae. The transcript is spliced from 4 exons. The coding region runs from base 1 to 1398 and encodes 465 amino acids.